AUGAAAAUCGAGGAGCGGGUGGAGGAGAGUGAGGGCUUCGACGCCGUCCAACACCACCGUCUGCGGAUGCUGCGGUGCCUGCCGCUCUCCAGCAAGAGCAAGGCCUUCGCACGGAACAUUAUCACGGUUGAAGGAAAUAUGCGACAGAACCUCCGACGGGAGGAAUAUCUGCAUGAACUUAUCCAGGGCCUCCAGGAGGCACAGGGGUGUACGCCAGAGGACAAAACCCAGCUGGACAAAUGGGAGCAGGAAAUCCAAAGGCGGCGGAGGGACUACUGGACGCACACACGAGAGUGGCACCAGCGUGAAUCUUUGUGUCCUCCCGGGCCGCUGAAAAGGGGAUUCGACGCCUGGCGAGCGACUCCGAACUGGUAUCUCCAUAGCGAUCUGCGUGACUACUGUGCCGCCCGUGUGGGAUGUUGUGGCCGUUCGUGUGGCUGCUGCGAGAGACGCGGCGAGCAGGCCACGGACCAAACCAGGUUGGCGGUUGGCCAUUGCACGGUCGAGCGUGGCUGCUGUAUACGAGACUGUGGCUUCGAGCUCACGGUUGAGGAGAAAAAGGAGUACCACAAGGCCUUCGGAGUGUCGAUGGACAGGCCAAACAACAUCUUCGUCGAGCGCAUCGUCACCCUGCAUAUUUUGGGGAUCUCGAUAAAUGAAUAG
Messenger RNA from Penicilliopsis zonata CBS 506.65, 663 nucleotides. RefSeq lists its product as hypothetical. The record is from RefSeq and is a predicted model, not a curated record. NCBI's taxonomy places the organism in Eukaryota, Fungi, Ascomycota, Eurotiomycetes, Eurotiales, Aspergillaceae. The transcript has a single exon. The coding region runs from base 1 to 663 and encodes 220 amino acids.